This is a messenger RNA of Fonsecaea erecta, 810 nucleotides long. RefSeq lists its product as hypothetical. Lineage: Eukaryota; Fungi; Ascomycota; Eurotiomycetes; Chaetothyriales; Herpotrichiellaceae. Bases 1 to 810 code for a protein of 269 amino acids. The record is from RefSeq and is a predicted model, not a curated record. The transcript has a single exon.
AUGAAGUUCUUCAGCACCGUCAUCGCCUUCUCGGCCCUCGCCGGCGUCGCCCUCGCCAGCCCUCAACGUGGAGGACCAGGAGGUGGCUACGGCCGUCCUCCCCCACCGCCGCCCCCCCCGGCGCAUACCGCCCCUUCCAAGCCCAGCGAGCCGGCCUCUUCGCCCUCUAGCUCGAGCGCGGGUCACGACGACGGUCAUGGGGCGUCGACCACCGCCGGAGGUCCGCCUGUGGCCACAACCACCACCGCAGCAGCAGUGCUCGGCGAACACGGACCGUCCACCACCACCACCGUCGGCCACGGCGCCUCGACCACCACCGCCGCGACCACCACGACCAGCGUGGUCAAGGGCACCGUGACGUGCCUGAGCAGCGCGGCGGCGACCAGUGUGGUGAACGGAUUUGCAUCCUUGCUGACGGCGUACACGAACGCGACGGCCGAGGCCCUGCUGGCCGACGACUUCACCGACACGUCAGACUCGAUCAACUUCCUGGCCGGCAACCCACUGGGCAGCGUGACGUUCCCGAGCAAGCUGGCGUUCGAGCUGGGCCAGGGCACGCAGCCCGCCAUCGGCUUCGAGCUGCUCAACAUCGACGCCAUCACCUGCACUGUCAUCGCCUUCCGCUGGGAAGCCAUCCUCGGCACUGCCAGCCCCGUCAAGGGCAUCAACAUCCUCUACACCGAGAACCCCACCCAGACCGAGAACGGCUGGCAGAUCCAGAGCGUCUUCUCCGAGUUCAACUCCGGCCUCUGGACCACCGAGAUCGGCGGCACCUGUGUGCCCCCGUCCCAAGCCCGUCGCUUGCACUAA